Zonotrichia albicollis (white-throated sparrow) is the source of this 2527-nucleotide messenger RNA. The record is from RefSeq and is a predicted model, not a curated record. NCBI's taxonomy places the organism in Eukaryota, Metazoa, Chordata, Aves, Passeriformes, Passerellidae.
AUCCCCCGGGAGGAGCCGGGUGUUGGAGCACGGGGGGUCUCCCUGACCCCUCCCGGGAUCCACGGGGGUUGUGUUGUCCUGCACCGCUGACACCCGGAGCAGAGGCGGUGGCGACACAUCAUGUGCCGGGCGCAAUCCCGGUGGAUGAAGGAUGCCCCCGGGAGCUCUCGGUAGGCACCGAAGGCCUCAAACUUUUAUAGGCGAAAGCGAAGACGCAAGAAUUGUUUGGGAAAACUCCUUCAAGGAAACUUGCUUCCAGCUCCCCAACGGCUGAACCCGCGCUGCGGCCCGUGCUCCGGGGGGAGCACACACCUUCCCACCCCGGCUGGAACCGUGAGCUCCUAGGCAUGGAAAGUCACGAGAGGGACUGGGAGCUGCUCUGGUUCCACGGGGUGGCCUGACGGGCCCGGAGAUGACCUAACUCUGUAGGAUCAAACUGGGCCCAGCCAAGGCCAGUUGACUGGGAAGAGCCCCCGGUAGCGGGACCGGGUUGGAAGCAACGUGAGUCCCGAACUGAGUGUGUCCCGUCACAGAUUUAUGUUCUUUUUCAAAGACAUUCUGGAGCCAGGCCGGGAUCUUUUGGCAUCCAAUUGACCUGGAAGCAGCUCUUAGGUUUGGUUUUUCUUUUCUUUUUUUUCCUUCUUUUUUUUUUUGUUGGUUGUUUUAUUUUUUAUUAUUAUUAUUCAUGUUUGUACAAUCUUCUGGAUAUUUUUUUCCCGAGAAGGAGUAAAAAGGGAGUGUUGGAAACUUAACAAAACAAGGAUUAAAGCCUUGAGCGCUUAAGGAAAAAAAAAAAAAAAAAAAAAACAGGUUAAGGAACUUAAUCCAGGAUGGAUCUGCAGGAGCCCCAGCAGCUGGGAAUGUUUGCAGAGAGCGAGCUGAUGUCGGUGGGCAUGGACACGUUCAUCCACCGCAUCGACUCCACCGAGGUCAUUUACCAGCCCCGGCGCAAGCGGGCCAAGCUCAUCGGCAAGUACCUCAUGGGAGACCUGCUGGGAGAGGGCUCCUACGGCAAAGUCAAGGAGAUGCUGGACUCAGAGACCCUGUGCAGGAGAGCCGUCAAGAUCCUGAAGAAGAAGAAGCUGCGCCGGAUCCCCAACGGGGAGGCCAACGUGAAAAAGGAGAUCCAGCUCCUGCGGAGAUUACGGCACAAAAACGUCAUCCAGCUGGUGGAUGUGUUGUACAACGAGGAGAAACAGAAAAUGUAUAUGGUGAUGGAGUACUGUGUGUGUGGGAUGCAGGAAAUGCUGGACAGUGUCCCAGAAAAGAGGUUUCCAGUGUUUCAGGCUCACGGGUACUUUUGUCAGCUUAUAGAUGGCUUAGAAUACUUGCACAGCCAAGGGAUUGUCCACAAGGAUAUAAAACCUGGGAACCUCCUGCUAACAACCAAUGGGACACUAAAAAUAUCUGAUUUAGGAGUAGCAGAGGCAUUGCAUCCGUUUGCGGAGGACGACACGUGCAGGACGAGCCAAGGGUCGCCAGCAUUCCAGCCCCCAGAAAUUGCCAAUGGCCUUGACACCUUUUCAGGCUUUAAAGUCGACAUCUGGUCUGCAGGGGUGACACUAUACAACAUCACAACGGGUCUGUACCCUUUUGAAGGGGAUAAUAUCUAUAAAUUAUUUGAAAACAUCGGGAAAGGCGACUACACAAUUCCAGAGGAUUGUGGUCCUCCACUCUCAGACUUAUUGAGAGGAAUGCUUGAAUACGACCCAGCCAAGAGGUUCUCAAUACAGCAGAUAAGGCAGCACAACUGGUUUAGGAAGAAACAUGCUCAGGCAGAGGCGCUGGUGCCCAUCCCUCCCAGCCCUGAGACAAAGGACAGGUGGAGGAGCAUGACGGCGGUGCCUUACCUGGAGGAUCUGCAUGGCUACAAUGAGGAAGAGGAUGAUGACUUGUAUGACAUUGAAGAUGAUAUCAUCUACACUCAGGACUUCACAGUACCAGGACAGGUGCCUGAGGAGGAGGAGGCCGGGCAGAACGGGCAGACAUCCCUGGGCCCGGGCCAGCCUGUGUCCCCCUCCUUGCCCCAGCUCUGCCUCUCUCCUGGGACUGGACUGUGCUUGCAAUCCAAAAGGAAACCAGAAGAAACCAACCAAGGAGCCCCCCCGUUCCUUCCCUGCCCGCACCCCUGCUCCGGCCAGCGCCAGGACACGAAGCUGCAGUGGCCACACCCUCCUCCCUGCCCAUCCCAUCGGACACCUGGGAGUUGAACUCUGCGGCUGCCGGGACGCUGCCCCCUUCCCCCCCGAUCACUCUUUGCCAAUCAAGACACUGAUUCUGUUUUUAAUUUUGCGAUGGGAAGGGUGGGAUGAGGGGUCAAGGGGCCCCCUGGCCGUGUAGAGUCGUGCAAAGCCAUUGCCGUGCACUUUAUGUUUUAGACUACUGUUAUAUAUUAUAUAUUUUCCUCUCUCUUUUAUUUUUUUGUUUUAAUUUUUUGUUUGUUUGUUUUUUGUUUAUAUUUGCGGUAUAUUUAGAGAUUCCUACACAUCGUGAUGUGUUAAAAUAAACCAGAUGAGGAAAAAAAAAA